AUGUCAGUGCCAAAGCUCUGGAGUCUCCAUCACAUUCUCCUGCUGUCUGUAUUCACCGGCGCAGCUAAUGGAUAUUAUAACUACUAUUGGUCACAGUGCAUCUACAGCUCCAGUGAUUUCAGUGACAUGGUGUUCUUGAUUGACUAUUACUUCAAUAAAUAUCUGUACGUACAGUUCAACAGCAAUGUGGGGGAGUUUGUGGGGUUUACUGAGGUUGGAGUGAGAACUGCAGAGAACUUGAACAAAGAUACAGCAUUGUUACAGCAAUUAAAGGCUGAAGUUGAGAGAGUCUGCAAACAUAAUGCUGUACUGUACAAAACAGCUAUCCAUGAUAAAGCAGUGGCACCACAGGUGAAGCUGAGUUUAGUGAAGCAGGGAGACAGCAGACAUCCAUCGCUGCUGAUGUGCAGUGCGUAUGACUUCAAUGUGUCCUGGCUGAGGGACGGUGUAGUGGUGACUUCUGACGUGACCUUCACUGAGAAGAUGCCUAACGGAGACUGGUACCACCAGAUUCACAAUGAGCUGGAGUACACUCCCAAAGCUGGAGAGAAGAUCUCCUGUAUGGUGGAGCACGCCGGCUUCACCAAACCCAUGAUCUAUGACUGGAUGAUGUGUGACCCUCCUCUGCUUGAGUUUGAGGGGAAUACACUGCUGUUAUUCACUGCUGGAGCUGCUGGAUCAUCAUAG
Messenger RNA from Sinocyclocheilus anshuiensis, 687 nucleotides. Its product is annotated as HLA class II histocompatibility antigen, DP beta 1 chain-like. Gene Ontology annotation, cellular component: membrane; MHC class II protein complex. The transcript is spliced from 4 exons. Lineage: Eukaryota; Metazoa; Chordata; Actinopteri; Cypriniformes; Cyprinidae. Gene Ontology annotation, biological process: antigen processing and presentation; immune response. The coding region runs from base 1 to 687 and encodes 228 amino acids. The record is from RefSeq and is a predicted model, not a curated record.